AGUACACCACAAACCCACACACACACACACACACCCCUUGGAUAGGGGGUCAAAAAACUACCAGGUUUUGGAGGCUCAUUCGGAUCGAGGGGUUAUAUGUGCCACAUCCCCUGCGGCCUUUUGCAGCCUCACGCCAACCUCCCCCUGGCGACCGGACCGGACCCCUCCGCGUGGCGAAAAAGCCGGUGGAGCCAUCCCGGGUUUCGCCGGGAUGGAGACCACGCCGAGCUUGAAGACGUAUAGCUCUGUGGAGAUGUUCUUCAAAAUGUUUGUAGUCACACUUCGAGUAUGCCUGGAGAUGCUCGAGGUGAAGCCACACGAGCAGCUCAUGAACGAAGGGCUUUUGGUGGAGUUUUCACGCCGGUCCAAGGGCGAGGCCAUCUUUGUGUCGCACCAGUGGACUUCGCUGGGCCAUCCCGACCGCUCAGGGGAUCAGUUCCGCGUGCUCCAGGAAGCUCUCAAGCAGGGAGUGCAUGGCAAGCAGCGUUGCAUCCCUGCUGAGCUGCUGAAUCUGAAGGUUCCGCGCCACGCGAAGUCGCAGGAUGAGCUGUUCAUUUGGUAUGACUUCUUCAGCUGCCCGCAGGACCCGGCCUAUGCAAGUUCUUUGAACUUAGCCAUCAACAGCAUUCCAGCAUACAUCGAGCGGUGCAAGUACUUUGUGAUCCUUUCACCGUUUGUGCGGCAUGAAAAUGGCAAGCUCUUGGGAAAACACUCCUGGUCUGACCGGGCUUGGUGCCGGAUGGAACGACUGUCCAGGGCCCUGAGCAAGCAUGAAGAUGCGGGGGUGAUGAUCGAGGUGCAAAGUCCUCAACACCAGAUCUUGGCAGCUACCUUCGACUGGGUGAAAUAUCCCGUGGGCGAAGGCGCCUUUAGCGUCGCCUCUGAUCGGGCCAAGGUGGGCCAGGCAGUGAGAGCUUUAUUGCGGGAAAAGAUGAACUACUACCUUAACACAGGCGAUUUGCACAACUUCAGGGUGAUGAUGAGCUUGCAGGUGGUUUUGUUGAGAGGCCUAAAUGAAGAGUUAGUGGAUGACCUGAUGAUCAUUGAGGAAGGCCUAGAUGUUGUCACGAAGUUCAUGCGACAGAAUGGCCUCAGCACGUUGGAGCGUCAACCAUCGGGCUGGACCCCCAUGUGCUAUGCAGCCCUGUCUGGAGACACCGAGCUUGUAUCCGCUUUGUUGCAGGGCCGGGCAGAUGUGAACGACAAGAUCACGAAGCAUGAUCGCAUCAUGCAAUUCGCGCCGAACACCACCAUCCUGGACAUUUGCUGCUUCCUGAAACACAACGAGUGCUUGAAGCUGCUGUUGGAGGCACACGCCGAUUGUAGCAGGAAGGACGGCUAUGGCGCGAUGGCAUCUCACUGGGCAGCUGUGGGACCCAACCCCGCCGGGCUUCGCAUUUUGAAGGAUCAACAAGCUCGCACGCUCAUGAGCCCCAACAUCUUGGGACUGGCGCCCAUCGACAUGGCCGCUGCAGGAGGACAUGCCGAAAGCAUUCUGGAGCUUCUGGAUUGCGGCGAGCUGAACCUCAACCUGGCCCUGCAUGUGUCGAUCCUCCAUGGAGCACCAUCUCCGGAGGCCGUCGCCACCCUCAUCGAGGCAAAAGCAGAUAUCGAUCAUCAGCUUAGCUUCAGCAGUCUGAGUCCUUUGGGCCUCUUUUUUCGCUUCCUGAAGCUCCGGCACUAUUGGAAGUCAUCGAUGUUGAGUACCUAUGCCUACCACCACUCGAAAGCAACGCCUUUGAUGCUAAGUAUUUGCAGCCAGUCCUACGUGGCCACAGCGAUGCUAGUUGCGGCGGGCGCGCGCUUGGAACUGACGAAUAGUCAUGGCUGCACUGCGGCAGACUUGGCGGAGCGCACCUUGGCCCCUGAGUGGGUUCUCCGUGCCGUGAAGGGGGAGCCACACUUUGUGAGAGCUUGCGAGGAUAUGGUGGAGGAGCAGGGUGCGAAGCUUUGGUUCCGUAUCUGAGGCUGAAGAAAUGUCACAUUCCAGGAAUCCGCGGCCCAUGUAGUUGGACCAAACAUGUUCAACCGAUGAUUUGACAUUGUCUUUAGUCUUUUUGGAUACUGAGUUUGCACGUGCAAACUGCGCCUGAUGGUCAUGCAAGCCCAAGGGUGGAGCAAAUGCCAGACCCCCCGGGCCACUGUUCCAUGUUGUGCUGCUCAUUCGGAGAAAGGUUCGUUUUGAGGCACUGUGUUCACCACCCGAAGGGGUGGCUUUUCGGGCAUCCAAACGCAUGCCGCAUGCCAAAGGCGGUGGGGGCCCAGGAAGAAGCUGUUUUAAGAGGCCAAGAUCCCACCGUUAGCAUGUCGCAUGUGCACAUCAGCAGCGGGGAAGGUGUCACACCGGAGGAAGGGCAAGAACUAUCUUG
Molecule: messenger RNA, 2369 nt
Organism: Durusdinium trenchii
Lineage: Eukaryota; Dinophyceae; Suessiales; Symbiodiniaceae
Source: the annotation of a GenBank genome assembly